Ictalurus furcatus (blue catfish) is the source of this 743-nucleotide messenger RNA. Its product is annotated as histone H1-like. Gene Ontology annotation, biological process: nucleosome assembly. Gene Ontology annotation, molecular function: DNA binding; structural constituent of chromatin. The transcript has a single exon. The record is from RefSeq and is a predicted model, not a curated record. Gene Ontology annotation, cellular component: nucleosome. The coding region runs from base 125 to 727 and encodes 200 amino acids. NCBI's taxonomy places the organism in Eukaryota, Metazoa, Chordata, Actinopteri, Siluriformes, Ictaluridae.
UUGAGUCUACAACGCUCUCAUAUCUGUUUUUAAGACCAGCCCCCCGGCCGCGGGAAGGGAGGAUCCUGUGUUACACACUAACGUACAGCGUACGACUCGUGUAUUCUACGUAGUUCCAAGAGAGAUGGCAGAAGUCGCACCCGCUCCCGCCGCCGCGCCGGCCAAAGCGCCCAAGAAGAAAGCAGCUUCGAGAGCAAAAAAAGCCGGCCCUAGCGUCGGCGAGCUGAUCGUCAAAGCCGUUUCCUCGUCUAAGGAGAGGAGCGGCGUGUCUCUCGCUGCUCUGAAGAAAGCGCUGGCUGCCGGCGGAUAUGAUGUGGAGAAGAACAACUCCCGCGUCAAGAUCGCCGUUAAGGGUCUCGUGACUAAAGGCACUCUGGUGCAGACCAAAGGGACCGGCGCGUCUGGCUCUUUCAAGCUGAACAAGAAGCAGACCGAAGCCAAGAAGCCCGUGAAGAAAGCGGCGCCCAAAGCGAAAAAGCCCGCCGCUACUAAGAAGCCCAAGAAGGUAGCAGCCAAGAAACCCGCCGCCGCGGCCAAGAAGUCUCCUAAGAAGGCGAAGAAGCCCACAGCCGCCGCAAAGAAAGCCACCAAGAGCCCGAAGAAGGCGAAAAAGCCCGCGACCCCUAAAAAGGCAGCCAAGAGCCCCAAGAAAGCGAAAGCUGUCAAGCCCAAGACCACAAAACCUAAAGCGACAAAGGCGAAGAAGGCAGCACCCAAAAAGAAGUAAAGAUGUUUGUUUCUUU